UUACAAUUAAUGACCAACAUACAACUUGAAGUUUUAACAUCAGAAGAUCACCAAUCUCCACAUAAAUGGUGUGUUCCUCUCAAGGAAGAUGUUUUUGCUGCAUUUAUGGCGAAAGGGGGUCCAAUCGUGCAUAGGGUUUUUGGUCAUAAAUCAUUGUUUGGCCCAUUAUUGUUUACAAAAUUCUUUGAUCCAUCAGAUGCCUUUCCGCUAUGGGAAUUUGAACCGGCUGUACUGUUGUCUCAUCUUCACAACCCUUGUGUGGAUUGGUUUCAAACAGAUGCAUCUUGUAUUCUAAUAUCACAACUGCCAACUUAUUUGAUUGCAACAGAAAUAGAAAAAAGCAGUCUUGGAAUUUGUGUUGAGAAUGGGAAGGUUAUAGAGAUUAGUGGGCUAUGGAAGAAACAUGGAGAAUCAAGAACAACAGACUGGAGAAGUGGCAAGUGGUGGGAAGAUGGCUUCGUCCGGAGGCUAGAAUUGCCUGACAACACAGACUGGAAGAAAAUGGAGGUGUAUGUCAAGAAUGACACUACUGUUUUGGACAUUAGACUUCCAAAACUACUCCAACGGAAUGUCGAGGAAACAAGGAUGAGCCAACAUAAUGCUUGAUAUAAAAAACACACCAACUACAUGACUGCACAUUUCAUAAAAUUAAGACAAUCUGAUUGAUGUCUUAUUAAUUACUCAUGUAAUACAACAAAGAACCACAUGCUAA
Molecule: messenger RNA, 712 nt
Organism: Cynara cardunculus var. scolymus (artichoke)
Lineage: Eukaryota; Viridiplantae; Streptophyta; Magnoliopsida; Asterales; Asteraceae
Product: 21.7 kDa class VI heat shock protein
Exons: 2
Coding region: 10-606 (198 amino acids)
Source: RefSeq, a predicted model, not a curated record